AUGGCGGGCGGCGAAUCCCCAACCACGGAUGGGCAGCCUCCCACGAGCCAGAGUCGUUCCGAAUUGACCGUUCACUCAUACGGGCUUGGACUACGCUGGACCGAUCCUCCUGCGCACCACGAAGGGUCGAGGUCACAGGGCCUACAAGGCCAUUGUGGCAGUCUUUCGUUCCAGCGCUUCGUGUCCCGCAGAGGAUUGUGCUUGCACCUGUACGGUGAUUGCGGGACUAACUUCGUGGGCGCGGAUCGACAGCUGCGCGGUCUUUUGGGAAUGGCGAGCGAGAGUAGCAGGAGUAUCGUAGGAAAGCUAGCGGAGGAGGGUGUGGAGUGGCACUUCAACCCUCCAGCUGCCCCUCACUUUGGGGGUCUCUGGGAAGCUGCGGUCAAGGCCUUCAAACACCAUCUGCGCCGAGUCAUCGGCGAGUCAACACUGACUUACGAGGAGAUGGCUACAUUUUUGGCCGAAGUGGAGACGUGUCUCAAUUCUCGACCGUUGCAGGCGCUUUCAGACGACGCCGACGAAUUGGAUGUGUUGACACCGUGCCAUUUUCUCGUUGGCGCUCCGUUGAAGGCUAUCCCCGAACCGGUAUUGACGGGGAUUCCCCCCAGUAAGUUGACACGCUGGAAGCUACUCCAGCAAAUGAGGGAUCAUCUUUGGCAGCGAUGGUCGCAGGAAUACCUCCAGGCGCUGACCCCUCGACCAAGGUGGUGGCGUGCAGAGGGUGGCCUGAAGGAGGGUCAGCUUUACCUGCUGAAGCAGGAAACAACGCCACCGACGCGGUGGCCCUUGGUGCAUGUCACGCGUCUCCACCCGGGUGAUGAUGGCGAGGUGCGGGUCGUGUUCGUUCGGGGAGCUACAGGGGAGCUUCGGCGACCAGUUAUCAGGCUCGUCCCUCUUCCAACGGACGAGGAGAGUAUGCAGCGCCAUGCUUAG
This is a messenger RNA of Solenopsis invicta (red fire ant), 933 nucleotides long. RefSeq lists its product as uncharacterized. The record is from RefSeq and is a predicted model, not a curated record. Lineage: Eukaryota; Metazoa; Arthropoda; Insecta; Hymenoptera; Formicidae. The transcript is spliced from 2 exons. The coding region runs from base 1 to 933 and encodes 310 amino acids. Gene Ontology annotation, molecular function: nucleic acid binding.